AUGCAUACGAACCAAUCUUUGAGUGUGGACCAAAUAUCACCAGAGCUAAUCAAUAAACUGAAGAAUGCGUUUGAAAUAAUUGACGAGAAUGGUGAUGGGGCAAUUACAGAGGCUGAUUUAAGUAGCAUAUUUAAAACAUUAGGAAUUGUGAUGAGCUCAGAUGAAAUUAAAUCAAUGUUAGGAAAUAAUGAUGAGAGUGAAGGUAAAUUGAACUAUCCUGAAUUUUUAGCCAUGAUGGGUAAUAUCUUGAAUAGGUUUAACCAAAAGAAAGAAGUGGUGAAGAAAAGUUUUGAAGUUCUAAGCAAAAACUCAAAUAUUGACGUUAAGAAAGGUACGAUACCCAAGCAAACCCUUUUAAAUUAUUUAGAAAAAAAUGGAUAUGAAAAUGCAGAGAUUGAAUUCAAAGAGAUACUAAUGAGUUUCAGCAAUGACAAGAGUGUCAAUAAUGGUGAUUUCAAGAUAGUACAAUUCCUUGAAACUGUAUUCGAUGAAUAA
Messenger RNA from Tetrapisispora phaffii CBS 4417, 495 nucleotides. RefSeq names its product Mlc2p (gene MLC2). Gene Ontology annotation, molecular function: cytoskeletal motor regulator activity; myosin heavy chain binding; calcium ion binding. The transcript has a single exon. Gene Ontology annotation, cellular component: myosin II complex; cytoplasm. Bases 1 to 495 code for a protein of 164 amino acids. Gene Ontology annotation, biological process: mitotic cytokinesis; actomyosin structure organization. NCBI's taxonomy places the organism in Eukaryota, Fungi, Ascomycota, Saccharomycetes, Saccharomycetales, Saccharomycetaceae. The record is from RefSeq and is a predicted model, not a curated record.